Molecule: messenger RNA, 1293 nt
Organism: Adineta steineri
Lineage: Eukaryota; Metazoa; Rotifera; Eurotatoria; Adinetida; Adinetidae
Source: the annotation of a GenBank genome assembly
AUGUUAUCAAAAAUCAAAGCAAAGAAUUCAAAACGUAAUUCGAAAGAUGAUAGUCAUCGUAAUUCACAUGUCAAUGAAAGUCAUCAUACACCAGAAAUAAACGAUGUUAUUACGUCGAAUGAUAAUGAACGACAACCAAUUUCUGACGCUAAACUUCAUCGAAGAAAUCCAUUGACAGUUCGACAAGAAAUUCAACGUUUCGAUGAUCCUAUAGCAGAAACAACUCUUGCCGAUGUAGAAUUAAAUGAAUUGCCAGGCUUACAAAAUACCGAACAAUGGAAACGUAUUGCUGCACGAAUUGGUCAAGUAUCACCACCAUUAUCUCGUCAAUAUUAUCAAACAAAUAUUUCUAUAAUUGAAUUACAACAUGGAGAAAUGUCACAAGUCUUAGGAUCAUAUCGUCGACCAGGACGAUCAGAAAAUGAACAAGAUACAACAGUUACACCUCCAACGGGUUUAAAAACAGUACGUCGUAAAAUUAUAUUUGGUAUAACAAUUAUUACAAUUAUACUUAUGAUUAUAGUUGCAAUCAUUGUUGCAGUUAUUUUAGUUCGAAAACCUAAACAGAUAACAACAGAUUAUUAUUUCGGUUCUAUACAUGUUCAAGCUGUUUUUGAUCCAGUACUUUCAUCUAGUUCAUCAACAUUAGCUAUGAAUUAUGAACGAGAAUUUUGUACAUUAAUCAGUACGACAUUAUCUGAUAGAAAAACCAAAUAUGCAAUAUUUUAUUCGGCAUGUGACGUAAUUCGUUUUCGUAAUGGAAGUAUAAUUGGUGAUUUUGUACUCGGUUUUACACGUUAUCAAAAUGCAACACGACUUAAUGGAUUUCUUGAACGUACAAUACUUUAUGAACAAUUAUUUGGUGGAACUAUUUUAUCGAUAGUAUUUAAUGCAACAACACAAAUCAGUCUGAAUAAUACUGAUUAUGAUACUGAUUAUGACCAACAAAAUGCAGCUAAAUCUUUAGCAACUGAAGAAAUUGUUUUAAUAGAUCGUUCAGAUAAACAGCAAUCGGAAGUUAUAAAUACAACAACUGAAAGAGCUCAGACGAAUUCCAAAGACACCACAAAUCCAUUUACAUUAUCUGAUAUUUCAUCCUUACCAGUAACUACAAACCAAUCUAAAUCAUUUAGUGAACGACAAAAUCAAACUGAAAAUGAUUUGCAUAAUAAUCAAUCGUCUUAUACCAAUAUAUCUUUGACUACCGUAGUAUCUCAUUCACAUAAAUCAAUACAAACAACAAAUUCAUUGAAUAGAAUAUAUUUUACACAAAAUACAACAUCAUUAGAUUAA